Messenger RNA from Eleginops maclovinus (Patagonian blennie), 6397 nucleotides. RefSeq names its product growth factor receptor-bound protein 10b (gene grb10b). Lineage: Eukaryota; Metazoa; Chordata; Actinopteri; Perciformes; Eleginopidae. Gene Ontology annotation, biological process: negative regulation of Wnt signaling pathway; insulin receptor signaling pathway; negative regulation of insulin receptor signaling pathway. The record is from RefSeq and is a predicted model, not a curated record. Gene Ontology annotation, molecular function: insulin receptor binding.
UUUGUGUGCGCGUAUGUGUGUGUGUAUGCUCCCCGCCCGGCUGCAUGAGAUGAGCUGCCUGCAGUCUUUGCGGCCGCUGUUUUCGCCUCCUCCUCCUCCACCUUCUCCUGCCUCUGUCUAUCUGUCCAGUCCGGGAAUGUUGACCACCGUUGCCUGAUCCAACGCCGCUGAGUGUCCCUUCAGCUCCAGACUGCUACUCCGUGUUCGUCUCUGAGGGUUGUAGCCUGGCUCUAAGGUUCUGCUCCAUUGAUCUUGUAUUGAAACUGAUCCAACCAAGCAAAUUGUACAAAAGAGCUGAGAAACACUAAACAUGGCUGUGGCCGGAUGUCCGGAUUAUUUCUUGCAUCAUCCAAAUUAUCAGCAGGACAAUAUAGACCGGUCCUCCAAUCACAGACAAGCUGACCUUAUUGGUCCAAGCUUCCAGCAAUCGACCAAUCGGGGUUCUCCUAACCAUCAAGAGGAUGAUGUCGAUUUGGAGGCCCUGGUGAAUGAUAUGAACUCUUCGCUGGAGAGCCUGUACUCCACCUGCAGUGGUCCACAGACAGAGUCCACCCCACUGCUGCACAAUGGACAGACCUCUUCCCCGCACCAACAGCACCAUCACAAUCAGAUGCAACACAACCAGCCUCGGCAGGGUCAACACUCACACGCUCUAAGCCACGUCUCCACGGAGCCUCCGUCCUCUUCCCCGUCGUCUGCAGACUCCCCACAAUCGAGCCUCAGGCGGUCACAACCCAUGCACAUCCUCGCUGUCAGGAGGUUGCAGGAACAGGAGCAGCAGCUAAGGACAUCAUCUCUCCCUGCCAUCCCGAACCCUUUCCCCGAGCUCUGCAGUCCAACAAGCUCCCCUGUCCUCAGCCCUGGCUCUCUACCUCCGGGUGAACCCUCCACUGGCACAUAUAUUGUGAAGAUCUUCAGUGAAGACGGCAUGGGUAAAGUGGUGGAGAUCCCAGCAGACAUGACAGCCAGGGACCUGUGCCAGCUCCUGGUUUAUAAAAGCCAUUGUGUGGACGACAACAGUUGGGCACUUGUUGAGCACCACCCGCUGCUAGGACUAGAGCGCUGUCUAGAAGACCAUGAGCUGGUGGUUCAGAUCCAGGCCUCUAUGAAUAGUGACAGUAGAUUCCUCUUCAGGAAGAACUAUGCCAAAUAUGAAUUCUUCAGAAACCCCCUGACAUUUUUCCCUGAGCAAAUGGUUGCAUGGUGCCAGGAAACCAACCGUACGAUUCCACCGUCUCAGCUCCUCCAGAACUUCCUAGCGACCAGCAGCUGUCCAGAGAUCCAGGGGUAUCUGUAUGUGAAGGAGGUGGGAAGAAAAUCCUGGAAGAAAGUUUACAUAUUCCUGCGGCGCUCGGGACUCUACUGCUCUACAAAAGGAAUCUCAAAGGAGCCCAGACAUCUACAGUUUCUAGCAGACCUUGAAGACAGUAACAUCUUCACUGUCACCACAGGCAAAAAGCAGCACGGUGCACCGUCAGACUACGGCUUCUGUAUCAAGCCCAAUAAAUGUCGAGGGGAGCUGAAGGAGUUGAGGAUGCUGUGUGCGGAGGAUGAACAGGGCAGGACGUGUUGGAUGAUGGCCUUCCGGCUCUUUAAGUAUGGAAUUCUGCUGUACCAGAAUUACAAGAUUCCCCAACAAAGGAAAACAUUACUUUCACACUUCUCAGCCCCUGUGCGGAGUGUAUCGGAAAACUCCCUUGUGGCAAUGGACUUCUCAGGGAGGAUAGGCAGGGUGAUUGACAACCCUGUAGAAGCUCAGAGCGCUGCCAUGGAGGAGGGACAUGCAUGGAGGAAGAGGAGUCAACGAAUGAACGUAUUAGGAUCCCACAGUCCUCUGCACCACUCCUCACUAAGCUCAGUCAUCCACAUAGCUCAGCUGUGGUUCCACGGCAGGAUAACCAGAGAAGAAUCGCAUCGCAUUAUCCACCAGCAGGGACAAGUCGAUGGGUUGUUCCUGCUAAGAGUCAGUCAGAGUAAUCCCAAGGCGUUUGUGCUCACGUUGUGCCAUCACCAGAAAAUCAAACAUUAGAUACUACCGUGUGAAGAGGAUGGCCAAAUCUUCUUCAGCCUUGACGACGGCUCCACCAAAUUCACCGACCUGAUUCAGCUGGUGGAGUUCUACCAGCUCAACAGAGGAGUGCUGCCUUGUAAACUCAAACACCCGUGCACCUUUGUGGCCUUAUGACAUCUUCAGAUCACCUGACCCCAUGACUUGACUUGACUCUGCCUAAAACAAACAAAACAACAAGAUAGCUUCCUGUUUGUGUUCUGUUUUUUAUCUCCACAAGAAGCUGGUGAAUUUACUGAUGUUCCGUGGUCAUUUUAUUUUGGCGUGAGUCGAAGACUGCUGAACCGUUGGAAUCCUUUUGCAUAAAUGUUGGAGGAGUCGGACUGACAAAUUGCUCACAAGGUUCCUCGCUCGAGGAGAGAACAGAUAAAGGAAAUGAACACUGCCCUUUGUGUCAGUGCUGUUGCAAAAUGUUCUACAAUCUUGCUACCCAUAGUCAUCAAUAAGCUUGGACACACAGUGAACCUCAAUGUUUUAUCUCACAGCUCAAGCGUAGACUGUGUUUCCUUUCAACUGGACAAUCAGCAGGACUACUCUCUGCUCUCCGAGAACAAACUGUUAUCUCGUUCAAGUCUUCAUCAAACGUCCUCAAAAAAUAAACUGUUGAUGGAGAGUUGAUUUCUCUUUAGUUUUGCACUCUGGAACUGGGAGUUGCCUUUGAUGCUGCAUGACUUCUCAGCUGUCUUAACUGUGAGAAGGUGCCAGCGCCCUCUAGUGUCAUAGACUUGUAAGGACAUGUCAAAAUGGACGAUAUUUAGAAUCACCAGAAGAGUGUCGCUUUUGGGGAGAGAGAAUUUGUCAAAAUCAAGCUAGCUGGAUUCUCGCUUAGAAAAAAUCUGUGGACCUGCAUUGUCAGCCCUCACAGAAAUGCUCAUCUCUCAGCACACAGGGUUUCUUUUGUUAUUGAUGCAUUCAUUGUUUUGUAUUGCUAUCAAUAGUGUCUCUAAUAGUAUAUUUUUUUAAAGUCCCCAUUUUGCAUUCUGGAUAUUUGCAACGCUUCAUUAUGCGCAUGCUACAAUAGGGUCAUUCUAUUGCAUGCUCCAUUUCCCUAAAGUAUGUCCGAUUGUAACUUCCAUAAAAAUAGAAAAACAUUUACGGGAGGGUGUCAGGGAGAAAUAACAAGUAAUAAAGCUAGAGGAUGUUUAGAACCAUGUAAACAGAUCUGUUGCUUGGAAAGUGGGGAAGGGAUUCAGGUAUUUAUUUGGAGGAAAAGUGUACGUGUACCCAUGUGCAGUAGUUCACUGCAGGCAAAGGCAAGGUGAGAGUAUCAACAUUUGAUUCAAUUCUCCUGCACAGGGGAGAAUAACCACUAGCAUUUCCUUCAGGUAUUUUUCAAGGAAACAAAAUAAUUACAUCAGUUCUGUUCUGUCCUGUCCUCAUUUCAUUGUUGUCCCACCAAUGUACCUCCUGUGAGAUACAGUUAGAUAUACAUGUGGCUAGAAACUUGGUUAAGUGUAGGCUCUAUUCAUUACAUUACAUAUAAUGCGGCCUUGGUCUGCCUGGAAGUACCUGUGUGUACUGACACAUCACAUAUAAGCCUCUUGCCCACUGCACACCGCCUCUUGAAUUCAGGCAGAAUGUUUAAGAAAAGUAAGCUACCGGUUUGGCAAAAAAAUAUAAUCAGAGAAGCUUACAGAAAAGAUAUCUGCCUCUCCAUAUCCAUCUCUUUCUUUUCUCAGCCUGUCUAACUUGGUGUCAUCACACUUUCAUCAGCAUGUCGUGAAGGUACACUGAAUAUUGACCUCUACAUGACGUGUUUUUGAUUGGCAAAACUCUUACGGAGUUAGGUUGAGGGUGACAGGAGAAAAUAGACUGUGUUUUAUAGUUGUGCCACACACUUUUGCCAUCACAAUCUGGGAAAUCUCUAGAAACUCACAUUUUAAGUUGUAUGUAGUCAAAGCUUUGGUGUCAGCUGUGGUUUGGCCACCAGCCAGCAGACCAUCAGAUAUCCAUUUGUUCUUACCUGUAAUGCAAAAUCAACAGCCAUGAUUUAUUUACCUGCAGGUUAUCUCAAGGUAUGUUGGUCCUCUGUGAUGCAGAUAGCCUCACCAUAUUAACUCUGUGCAUGGUCACCAUAUUUAUCUAAGAUGCAAUGACUCAAUCAUUUUUUUUAAGUAUUCUUGCAGCAAAAUGUAUUUAUUUAUCUCGAUGUGACUGAUUACUUGAAAUUUUUCGAUUUCUUUUUUUCUCUGCGCUGUUCUGUACUGUUUUUCUAUUGUCAUUACCAUGAGAUGAUUGACCAGUGUGAUAUACAGAAUAAUUGUUAUUAUUGUAAUGAGAUAGCAUCUAUUGUUUUUUGUUUUUGUUUAUUCAAAAACUAUUUUGCCAUCAUAAAUACUUGUUAUGAAGUGAUGUUUUAAAGCACACCAUAGUUUUAACAUCAUUCCAGUAGAUGUCAGGUGGAAUGUUGUGAUAUUUUUAAACAAAACCGAGUUUCCCAAAGCAUUAUCAAUAGUUUUGUUCCUGCUUUGUCAUUUCUCACAGACCUUUGAAAUAUCUUCUGUUAACAUUUUAACCCCCUUGUGUUCAAAAGCCUCAAGUGCUCUCAUCGUCACUUUAUUGUGGUGACCUAAACUAGAAAAAUAGUAAUGAUUUAAAGUAGUCACACAUGUUUUGGGAAACUCGGUCAAGCAACAUUCUCAUAAUCUACUGUUUAAACACCUUGCCUUGAAAAAAGAUUUGUAGAAAUGUAGAUUUAGAAACAAAGCCCAUAACUUUCUAAUUAGAUGAGAUAUAAUUAAAGAAAUGCAUAACAGCAAUCCCUGCACACAUAUGGACGCAGUAAGGCAUAGUCACUACUUUAAUCCCCUUAAAACUGCAAUGAACAGGACGUGGAUUAUUCCAUACCGAUAUAUCAAAACACUCACCAGAGCACCGACCUUCUUUCAGCAGAAUAAGGAAUCUUAAUUUGGCAGAUAGGUUUUAUAUCAUUUGCAUGAAUGUGGAUUUUGAGUUUUUUGUGUAGAUAUAAUGUCACUGAUGUUUGAUUUGUUUAUAUUUUUAAAGAAUCUGGACAACAUAACAAUACAUACAUAAUUAUGUAGUUGCUGAAAGUCAUCUUUCUAAAUUCCAAUCUGACUAUCCGAGAUUCAAUUCAGCCCAAUUGUCCUCAAAGUUCAAUAUUUUAUUAUUUUUCCUGAAUGACGUGAAUGGUAGCAGAUGUCAACCUGUGAGGGUUGAGUGAGUAUUUGUAUAUCCACAGAUGGGAAGUAACUUCAAUUAGUGAACACCUCCACGUUUUUAUACUUAACAGAAAUGAAUGUAGCUGGGUUGCUCAGGGUUGACUUGGAGCGUGGUAAAAACUACUGGUCCAUCAGCUCUCUUGGACUGGUAUGUACAUGAUGAUGACCGAUUCAUAAAUAUUUUAGUUUUCUUAAACUCUCAGUGCACCACCAUUCUGCUAGUUGUGAAAACUUGAUCAAUAUCCCUGCAGAAAAUGGAGUAAACUCAGUGCUAUAUAAAAAGUACAGUUGACAGUGUUGUUUGUUUUAUUGUUUAAGCCUAAAAUAAUGGCCCGGUUACCUGAGCUGAUUAAAACCCUAUCUCUAACAAUGUUACCUAUUUAACCUCAGUUAUCACAUGUGACCACUUCAUCAAAUCCUCAUAUUUCGAAUUAAAUCGGCAAAAUUGUAAUGUUAUCUGAUGGAUUUAAUCCGGAAAAAUAUAUACUUAAAAAUAUAAAUACAAUUCCUAUUAGAGAAGGGCAAAAUCAGUUCUGGUUGCCAGGUAACACAACAAUGGUGCCUCUGAUAACUUCUCUCUUCUGCACAAACUAGAUCUGACAUGUGGACCAAAAGACAGACAAAGCUAGCAUUCAGAGGGGAUGGUUCACACUCAAAAACAUAGCAAUAUUAAUAUGUCAUUGAAAAAUUCAACUCAAACACAGAGAAAACGCCCCCUGAAUGAUUCUGGUGGAUGGUAAUUGAGAAAACUGCUUAUGUUUUCAGAUUAUUUUUGGAUUUGGAAGUGAAUUAGCCCCAAUCCUGCAAAAGUGGAUUAAUCAAUUAUCAUCUUGACUCAUGCAUUUUCAUUAUGUUGUCACAUUGCAAGAUCCGUGGCUGUACAAAUGAGUAAAGUUAAAAUAUAUAUAUGAAAAUAUAAACUAUUAUGUAUUUCAGGGAAUGCAAAAAAAGAAAACAGUAACUUAUCUCGUUUUUUCAGAGAGAGCUCCUGUAUUCGAAAUGUGCUUUGCUUAAUUCUGUAAAUAGUUGAAUGGCUUAUACAUUUUAAUUGUAACCUUUUCAGGUAUUUUUGUACAAAUAAGGGACUGAUAUAUUCUGUUUAUUGUAAUUAGAAUAAAACAUUAAUACAUUGAUAUAAAAACCUCAA